This is a messenger RNA of Erinaceus europaeus (western European hedgehog), 3914 nucleotides long. It is a transcript of the gene PRTG, whose product is annotated as protogenin. Gene Ontology annotation, cellular component: axon; plasma membrane. The coding region runs from base 126 to 3686 and encodes 1186 amino acids. The transcript has 20 exons. The record is from RefSeq and is a predicted model, not a curated record. Gene Ontology annotation, biological process: axon guidance; cell-cell adhesion. Lineage: Eukaryota; Metazoa; Chordata; Mammalia; Eulipotyphla; Erinaceidae. Gene Ontology annotation, molecular function: protein binding.
GUAGUCCGGGCCGCAGCACCGUCCGCGCCGUCCGCCCGUCCACCCGCCGAGCACGCGGAGCCCAGGCAGCGCCGCGCGGGGCCGAGGCGGGACCGAGGCGGGUCCGAGGCGGGUCCGGGCCCGGGAUGGCGCCGCUCGCCCGCGCCCGGCCGCCGGGGAGGCUGCUCCGCGCGCUGCUGCUCGCCGCGGCCGUUCCAGGAAUGUUGUGCUUCACUGAACUGUUUUUUAUAAAAGAGCCACAGGAUGUAACUGUCACAAGAAAGGAACCAGUCGUUUUAGAUUGUCAGGCUCGUGGAGAAGUUCCUAUUAAGGUGACAUGGUUGAAAAAUGGAGCAAAAGUACCCGAGAAUAAAAGGACCCAGGUUCUGUCUAAUGGAUCUCUCUACAUCGCUGAAGUGGAAGGCAGGCGAGGGGAGCCGAGCCAUGAAGGCUAUUACCAGUGCUUGGCAAUGAACAAAUACGGAGCCAUCCUUAGUCAGAAAGCUCACCUUCUCUUAUCAACUAUUUCUGCAUUUGAAGUUCAGCCACUUCCUGCUGACGUCCAGGAAGGUGGAGUUGCGCGGUUUGCCUGCAAGAUUUCAUCCAACCCUCCUGCAGCCAUCACCUGGGAGUUAAAUCGGACGACUCUGCCUGUAACUACGGACAGGAUCACUGUCCUACCCACGGGAGUUCUACAGAUCUAUGAUGUUAGCCAGAGGGAUGCUGGGAAUUACCGCUGUGUGGCUUCCACUGUGACCCAUAGACGGAAGAGCACGGAAGCCUCUCUGACAGUGACUCCAGUUGUGGAGCCUGCGUCCUUCCACACACCAACCAUCGUUGCUGGUCCACAGAACAUCACCACCUCCCUCCAUCAGACAGUGGUGUUGGAAUGUGUGGCCAUGGGGAACCCCAGACCCCUUAUCUCCUGGAGCCGACUUGAUCACAAGUCCAUUGACGUGUUUAAUACUCGAGUGCUCGGCAAUGGCAACCUCCUGAUCGCACACAUCAGACUGCAGCACGCGGGCGCCUACGUGUGCCGUGCCACCACCCCCGGCACACGCAACUUCACGGUGGCCGUGGCGACUGUGACUGUGCUGGCUCCUCCUUCAUUUGUGGAAUGGCCCGAAAGCUUGACCAGGCCAAGAGCUGGCACUGCCCGGUUUGUGUGCCAGGCAGAGGGCAUCCCCUCGCCCAAAAUGUCCUGGUUGAAAAAUGGAAGGAAGAUGCACUCGAAUGGCAGAAUCAAAAUGUACAACAGCAAAUUGGUUAUUAACCAGAUCAUUCCAGAAGACGAUGCUAUUUACCAGUGCAUGGCGGAGAACAGCCAAGGGUCCAUUUUAUCUCGAGCCAGGUUGACAGUUGUGAUGUCGGAGGACAGGCCCAGCGCACCCUAUAACGUGCAUGCCGAGACCGUGUCGAGUUCCGCCAUCCUGCUGGCCUGGGAGCGGCCUCUGUACAAUGCUGACAAAGUCAUUGCCUAUUCUGUGCACUACACGAAGGCAGAAGGGCUAAACAACGAGGAGUAUCAAGUUGUGAUUGGCAAUGACACAACGCACUUUAUCAUCGAUGACCUGGAGCCUGCAAGCAACUACACUUUCUACAUUGUGGCCUACAUGCCCGUGGGGGCCAGCCAGAUGUCUGACCACGUGACUCAGAGCACUCUGGAGGAUGUGCCCCUGCGGCCGCCGGAGAUCAGCCUGACCAGCCGCAGCCCCACCGACAUCCUGGUCUCCUGGCUGCCCAUCCCGGCCAGGUACCGGCGGGGCCAGGUGGUGCUGUACCGGCUGGCCUUCCGCCUCAGCACCGAGAGUGCCGUCCGUGUUCUGGAGCUCCCGGGGACCACACUCGAUCACCUGCUGGAGGGCCUGGAGCCCGACAGCGUCUACCUUGUGCGGGUCACUGCUGCCACCAGGGUAGGACUGGGCGAAUCCUCAGUGUGGACGUCACACAGGACGCCCAAGGCCACGAGCCUGAAAGCCCCUAAGUCUCCGGAGCUGCACCUGGAGCCACUCAACUGCACCACCAUUUCUGUGAAGUGGCAGCAGGAGACAGAGGACCUGGUGUCUGUUCAGGGCUACAAGCUUUUCUACAAAGAGGAAGGCCAGCAGGAGCACGGUCCUGUCUUCCUAGAGACCAGUGAGCUGUUCUACACCCUCAGCGGGCUGGACCCCAGAAGAAAAUACCACGUGAGGCUGCUGGCUUUCAACAACGUAGAAGAUGGCUACCAGGCAGACCAGACCGUCAGCACCCCGGGCUGCGUAUCUGUCCGAGACCGCGCGGCUCCUCCCCCGCCGCCCCCUCACCACCUCUACGCCAAAGCCAACAGCUCGGCCUCCAUCUUCCUGCACUGGAGGAGGCCGGCCUUCAGCACCGCACAGACCAUCAACUACACCAUCCGCUGCAACCCCGUGGGCCUGCAGAACGCCUCCCUGGUCCUGUACCUUCAGACGUCAGAGACUCACAUGCUGGUUCAGGACCUGGAGCCAAACACCAGAUACGAAUUUGCAGUCCGGCUGCACGUGGAUCAGCUCUCCAGCCCCUGGAGCCCGGUUGUCUACCACUCCACUCUUCCAGAAGCACCCGCAGGCCCUCCGGUCGGUGUGAAGGUGAUGCUGAUCGAGGACCACACGGCCCUGGUCUCCUGGAAGCCGCCCGAGGGCCCGGAGACGGUGGUGAGGCGCUACACCAUCCUGUACACCUCCAGGAAGGCCUGGACCGCGGGCGAGUGGCAGGUGCUGCACCGGGAAGGGGCAAUAACCAUGGCUCUCCUGGAGAACCUGGUGGCAGGGGACGUGUACACCGUCAAGAUCGCUGCCUCCAAUGAGGUGGGAGAAGGCCCCUUUUCCAAUUCCGUGGAGUUGGCCGUCCUUCCAAAGGAAGCGUCCGUGGCAAAUCAGAGACCCAAGCGCUUAGAUUCUGCUGAUGCCAAAGUUUACUCAGGGUACUACCACCUGGACCAGAAGUCCAUGACAGGCAUCACGGUAGGUGUGGGCAUCGCCUUGGCCUGCAUCCUCAUCUGUGCACUCAUCCUGAUCUGCCGCAGUAAAGCGAGAAAGUCAUCUGCUUCCAAGACAACACAGAAUGGGACUCAGCCAUCACCUUGUCCCAGCGCCUCCCUGGCCAGUGGGAAUGAAGGAGGGAAAAACGUGGACGGGGAUGCGGAAAAUGAAGAACCCUUAAUGUCUAACAGUUUCAUUGAUGCAAAGGGAGGAACCGACCUGAUCAUUAAUAGCUAUGGCCCCAUAACCAAGAACAAAUCCAAGAAAAAGUGGCUUUUUUUCCAAGAUGCAAACAAGAUGAAAGUGGAGCAGCCUCAGAGAAGAUUCACUCAGGCUGUCUGCUUCUACCAGCCAGGCACGACUGUGCUCAUAGGCGGUGAAGACUCCCCCGUCUCUCCCGCUCAGGCCCCCAGCUUCCCGGGGUCAUUUGACGUCAUCCCAGAUACGGAGCAUUCGGCAAACAGUGAAGGCAGCCGUGAGACGGGGGAUUCUGGAAGGUUCUCCCACGAGUCCGGUGAUGAGAUCCACCUGUCCUCUGCUGUUAGCACCUCUCCCCUGCCUUCCAGUUCCUCCUCGGGCAGUGACUCUGCUGGGAACCCCAUGGUGAAUCGGGGGGAUGGCCCCACGGUGGCAACAGAAGGUGAGCAGACAUCGUGUCCCACUGUCCACCCAGCAUCCACCACGCUCCACCAGGAAGGGAACAACUAGCCAGCCGUCUGUGGCCGCCUGGCUGUGCAUCUGUUCGAAGGACAAUGAGCAGGUAGCCAGAGCCUUCGGGGCCAUCUUGUCGUCUUACUGGGCGUCUUGGCCAGUAAGACUUGUGUGUUCUCUGCUUUGUUUUGGUUUUUGGUUUUAUUUGAAACUUCACGUAUGUUGAAUGUCUCAUCGUCAAUAAUGUGAAGACAGAAGACAGUCGAGAGAUUAUGGCUGGAUUAU